CGAAACGAAACACCACGAGUCAACUGUCACCGCACCGCAUCCACCACCUUCGUCUCCGCCAACCGAACGCUCGACCACCACCAGUACCACCACCGCUAUGGCGUCCGCAAACCCUUACGAAAACACCUAUGACAGCUCGCGGAUCGAACAGGACAUCAUCGACCCUGACACGCUCUCCAUCAACUCCGCCGACGACCCGCUCGACGACGCCGCCAACACCUCGGCAAGCGCACCGCUCAACCCGUCAUCGCUGACCUCGGCGAUCCCCGGCGAAGACCGCCGCGCACCGACCAACACCCUCGAUGAAUCCGUGUGGGACACCCUCUCGCGCGACAUCCUCGCCGUCUGGACGAAGAUGAAGGCCGUGCUCUACCCGAAGUUUACAUUCCGCAAGUGGCCGGACGCGAACGACGUGCUGUCGCAUGGCGAGCGCGGCGGCUUGGAGCUGCGCGAAUGGGAUCUCUGGGGCCCGCUGCUGUUCUGUCUCGCCUUGUCGACGCUGCUGAGCAUGUGCGCCAAUGAGAAGCAGAAGACAGAUGUGUUUGCGGGGGUGUUCACCAUGGUGUGGGUUGGCGAGGCGGUGGUUACGGCGCAGAUCAGGCUGUUGGGUGGGAAUAUCUCGUUCUUUCAGGCCGUCAGUGUUAUCGGUUACACGCUCUUCCCGAUAGUGAUAUGUGCACUGCUGAGCGCAUUCCGUGUGUACGCCGUCAUCCGGGUCCCGGUGUAUACUGUCUGCUUCCUGUGGAGUUUGGCCGCGGGAGUGAGUAUACUGGGCGGCAGCGGUGUGGUCCGGAACCGCGUUGCGUUGGCUGUCUUCCCGCUUGCGAUAUUUUACUUCGCGCUCGUGUGUUUGUGCUUGAUUAGCUAGGCUUUUGGGGUAACAUUCUUUCUUUUUACGGUACCAUUUCUUUUGUCGGCGGAGCAAUUGUUUGGGAUGCUAGAGCAAUCAUGUGUUAUCACUCGUGAAAUGGGCUACGCCAUCACCGUAG
Tricharina praecox is the source of this 989-nucleotide messenger RNA. RefSeq lists its product as uncharacterized. Gene Ontology annotation, cellular component: trans-Golgi network; membrane. NCBI's taxonomy places the organism in Eukaryota, Fungi, Ascomycota, Pezizomycetes, Pezizales, Pyronemataceae. Gene Ontology annotation, biological process: endoplasmic reticulum to Golgi vesicle-mediated transport. Bases 98 to 868 code for a protein of 256 amino acids. The transcript has 3 exons. The record is from RefSeq and is a predicted model, not a curated record.